GAACCAGACCAAAUGUAACAAAAACAAUCUCCAAAUCGCGGAAGCCAUGGAUGCCCUACACAGCUCAAAACAAAUGCCCAAACUCAAAUCCUCAAACGGCAGCGUUUCCCCUCUCAACACCCUGCUCAACUCCGACUCCACGCUCAUCAGAUACCUUUGCGGUGGAUCUCGGAUAUCAUCCUCUGCUUGCAACGCCACCAAUGACGCCUUCUCUUCUCGGGCGAUCACCGCCAACAGCAGCAACUUUGGGAGGUCCUUGUUGCCGUUGUCGUCAGUUGAAAAUGUGAUGUCAUCGCCGGUGUAUGGGACCCCUGUUAAGGUUGUGGAUGACGAAGUGCUGGUCAUGGAUGAGAUUUUGGUGGAUUCCUUGUCUGGAGGUAAGGUUUUAAGGUCUCUGUCGUCGAAUUCGAGUGAUUCGCCAUCCAAUUCUUCUUCUUCUCCCCAAAUUCGAGUGUAUAAAACGGAGCUUUGUCGGUCUUGGGAGGAUUUUGGACACUGCCGAUAUGGCUCCAAAUGCCAGGCGGUGGCAAUUAGAAAAGUAUAUGUGUGCGUAGCCUUGUCUUUUCGUAUGCGGCCUGAUAAAGGAAAUCGGAGAAUUAGGUUUGUGCAUGGAAAAGAAGAGCUUCGUCCGACUUGUUACCCCAUGAAGAACGAAGCAGAAACACAUACUUUCAAGUCGCAUUCAGCCGCAUCAUAUUCUUAUGGCCAGAAGUCGCGUUUCCUCAUGGCUGAAGCAGUAGUGGCAGCAAGCCAAACGGCCUCUGUUUCCAAACCUGAUUACAAGAACAAGAGCCCUGUCAUCACCAUACAAUCUGUAUACUUCAGCAAGAACACCAGCCCAAUCAUCACACCUAUGCACUGCACCAAACCAGAAGUCUACAUCAAAACCCCCGCCGCCAGUGUCAAACCUCAAGACUGGUCGCCCUUGGAUGAUGACAUUGAAGUUGCCUUGCCAGGUGAAAUUGACAAAUACUCAUCACCCAGAAAAGAUGUUGAUGCCUAUAUUCAUAGUGUUCUUCAUGGUCCAAGAAUAAGAAAGAGGUUGCCUGUGUUCACUGAAUUUUGCCUACAAUAGUUGUUGCUUGUAAGAGUUUCCUCCAGUUGCUAAGAACCAUGCUCAGUUAGGUUUAGCUCUAGUCUUUUUUCCUCUUUCAGUUCAUCAGAGCAAGUGAUUGAUAUUAGGUUGAGAAUAUACCUGCAUGAAGCUUUACAUUCAACUUUACUGAUAUUCCAAUUACUAUUGUACCAAACACAUCAAUAGAUCGUGAAGAUAAAGAGGCAACUAACAGAAAUGCCUCAAUUGAUGCCUUGCCAUUAUUUCUUUGCAAUAAAAUACUUUUCUGGGUA
Molecule: messenger RNA, 1347 nt
Organism: Hevea brasiliensis (rubber tree)
Lineage: Eukaryota; Viridiplantae; Streptophyta; Magnoliopsida; Malpighiales; Euphorbiaceae
Exons: 4
Coding region: 47-1075 (342 amino acids)
Molecular function (GO): metal ion binding; mRNA binding
Source: RefSeq, a predicted model, not a curated record